AUGGCUGCAACUGUAAAAUUUUCAGCCAUUACUCUCUUUUGUUACCUCUUGGCUCUCUCUCAUCUCGAAGUCACUAUUUCCAAACCAGGAGGCUUCACCUUAGAGCUCAUCCAUAGAGAUUCUCCACAAUCUCCUUUGUAUCCUGGAAAUCUGACCCUCCUAGAAAGAUUCAAGAGACUUGUCCAAGUCUCUGACUCUCACAUUUCCCACUUGCACUCCCUGAGGGAAUUUCACUCACAAAAUUCAACAACAUUCAAUCCUAACAUAGUGCGUCCUAAGGUCAUUCAUGAGGCCAAGCUUUAUAUCAUAAAGCUGAACAUUGGUUCCAAACCAGUCAUCAACUACUUGGCUUUGGACACGGGCAGUGACUUCAUUUGGGCACAAUGCAAAGGAGACAGAAAUUUCUUCCAACAAACGAGCGAACUCUACGACCCAAAAACGUCGGCGUCUUACCGGAAACUUCCCUGUAAUCAGUGCAUUUCUCCAGGCAUGCAAUGCAUUAAUGGUGAAUGUGCCUUUGCUGUGUCAUACAUAAAUGGUGCAGCAGCAAAAGGCAUAGCCUCCUUGGAGAAUUUUGGUUUCGAAUCCCAGAAUAAUGCCAUUGAAUAUGUAAACACCUUGGUUUUUGGCUGUGCAUAUGAUGGCAAAGGGAUGCCAUUCAAUGGCAAAACUUCUGGUAUUUUGGGCCUUGACAUGCGUGGCCUUUCUUUUGUCAAUCAACUGGCCAGCCGGGGUGUCCCAAAACAAUUUUCCCACUGCUUUGUCAAGGUGGCUGAUGAGACCACAGCACGCACCUUCCUAAGAUUUGGCAAUGACAUUCCCCAUAGGGGACCUCUCCAAACAACUUCUUUGGUACCACAUCCAAUAGCUGGAAGAUAUGCAGUAAAUUUGCUUGGUAUUAGUGUUGGAGCUUUUCCUUUAGAUAUCCCCCCUGCAGCCUUUGCUAUAAAUCAAGGCCAAGGUGGCUGCCUUAUGGAUUCUGGAUCCCCCCUUACUUACAUUGUGACAAGUGCUUAUAAAACAGUGUCAAAUUACAUGGUGCAAUAUUUCAGGCAAUUUGGCAUCAGUAAGAUUGAAGAUCGAGCUUUGCCAUUGCCUGAUUGCUUUACUCUCAAGGAAGGGUUUGACAGAUUCCCUGCCAUGACAUUCCAUUUUCAAGGUGCUGAUCUCAAAGUUAAUCAGAAUAAUGUGUUUUUUGUUGUUCCACAACAGAAACUCUUUUGCUUGACAAUGAAACCGGAUGACAAGCUUACAACCAUUGGAGCAUAUCAGCUGCAGAAUAUGAGGGUCAUAUAUGACGUUGCUCAAAUGAAAAUCUCAUUUGGUCUAGAGAAUUGUGCAAGAGAUGCACUAUAA
This is a messenger RNA of Corylus avellana, 1356 nucleotides long. Its product is annotated as aspartic proteinase nepenthesin-1-like. Lineage: Eukaryota; Viridiplantae; Streptophyta; Magnoliopsida; Fagales; Betulaceae. Gene Ontology annotation, cellular component: extracellular region. The record is from RefSeq and is a predicted model, not a curated record.